Messenger RNA from Lodderomyces margitis, 1116 nucleotides. RefSeq lists its product as uncharacterized. The transcript has a single exon. Bases 1 to 1116 code for a protein of 371 amino acids. The record is from RefSeq and is a predicted model, not a curated record. NCBI's taxonomy places the organism in Eukaryota, Fungi, Ascomycota, Pichiomycetes, Serinales, Debaryomycetaceae.
AUGUCAAAAGCGCGUCCUAAGCAUGGGCAAAAAGCAGAUAAAGGUCUCAAAGAUAUCAAGAUUAGGAAUGAAGCGAAAUACCAGCUGGAAUUAUCUCCCACCACCAUUGAAUCAACUCCAGAAGCAAAAGAACAGGAAUUUCAAAACAACCUAGACUACUUGUUAACCAACAAAGAAAGACCGGCAAUUGUACCCGAUGAGCAGACUUAUGUUACGGCAAAUGUAAUUGAAGAGAUUGAAAUUGGAGUUGCAUCUCAAAGCGGUAGGAAUUCUGGUAAACCAAAAGCUCUGAAACGUUCAGCAAGAAGGAACAACUUCACUGUUGCAGAAAUCGUUAAGGAUAUAGGUGGUCUCCAAUUUUCGUCUGAUGAUGACGAAGGUGUAAAUUUGGAAAUUGAAAGUGUGGCUGUAACUUCAAGCCAUGGUCCCGCCAAGAGGAAUAAGAAGAAACCCAAAAAAAAGAAUCAGGAGAAGAAAACUCUUAACGAAUGUGUUGGCCGAACUCAGGUGAUCACUGAUGAGAACCCAAAUGGAGCGUCCCUGUCAGAAAAGAUAAUAUCAGAGCACAACAACAACUCGAAUGGAGGGGGCAAAGAAGAGCCAAGUCAGGUGUGUGUUAGCAAGGAUAACAAAACUUUACCCAACAAAGUAAACACCGAACCGAAAAGGGGUGCUGAGAAGAGAAAGAACAGUACUAAGAAGGACUCGAAACGUGGUGCAGGAAAAGACAAGCUUACGCACAACAACGACGAGCAGGGGGUCAGUACGUCUGAGUCCAAGUCUCCUGUCAAGAAAAGUACAAAAGACAAGAAAUCGAAUCAGACAAGAAAUCACAAACAACCCCCUGCUGUGCAGGACGGGGAAACCACCCUUUCUAAAGAUGACUCUAAACAAAAUACAAAACCUAGUCCAAUCAAGUCAGAACAUGGCCAAGCCCCUCAAACUGAAUUGAAAAGGAAGAAAAACAAAUCUGCAAGGAAAAGAGAACCAUCAAAAAGUAGAACAGACAACACAACAUCUUCACCAAAAGUGGGUUUAGAAAAGACACAUGCCCCCUCUAGAGGCGUGCCUGGUAACCCAACCAAAGACAAUACAAUAGUAAGUACCCAGAUUUAG